Chenopodium quinoa (quinoa) is the source of this 2744-nucleotide messenger RNA. Its product is annotated as E3 ubiquitin-protein ligase CCNB1IP1 homolog. Gene Ontology annotation, biological process: chiasma assembly. Lineage: Eukaryota; Viridiplantae; Streptophyta; Magnoliopsida; Caryophyllales; Amaranthaceae. The record is from RefSeq and is a predicted model, not a curated record. The coding region runs from base 297 to 1214 and encodes 305 amino acids. The transcript is spliced from 9 exons.
UUUACCUUUUAAAUUUUUUUGAAAGCGGGAAUGUUUAUAUAUCUGUAGUGUUUUCAAUAUUUUCCCCUUUCGCGCUUUUCUCUUUAACGUUGCACGUCUCUCUUUCUCUCUCCUCCAUUGAAGCGUACUCUGAGUUCUCCAUUGAAGCAGCUUCUGAGCUUUCUCUUUUCCAUUGAACCGUACUCCAAGCUCUCCAUUGAAGCAGCUUCUGAGCUUUCACUCCUCCAUUGAAGCACUUCUGAGGAUAUCAGAAUCCUAAUAAUGCCAUCAAUUGAAUUACUCACCUGAAGUUUAAAAUGAGAUGCAAUGCGUGUUGGAGAGAGUUGGAAGGUCAAGCUGUAUCGACCACUUGUGGCCACCUUUUGUGCACAUCAGAUGCAGGCAAGAUACUUAACAGUGAUGGAGCGUGUCCCAUCUGCGAUCAGGUGUUAUCUAAGAGUCAUAUGAAACCUGUGGAUAUCAAUCCAAAUGAUGAAUGGGUUAAUAUGGCAAUGGCAGGAGUCUCACCUCAGAUAUUGAUGAAAAGUGCAUACAGAAGUGUGAUGUUCUAUAUUGGGCAAAAGGAACUAGAAAUGCAAUGCAAGAUGAACAGGCUAAUGACGCAAUGCCGACAAAAAUGUGAGGCGUUGCAAGAGAAGUUCAGUGAGAAACUGGAGCAGAUGCAUACAGCAUACCAGAAAAUGGGCAAGAGGUGUCAAAUGAUGGAACAAGAGAUUGAGAACUUGUCCAAAGAUAAGCAAGAACUGCAAGAAAAGUUUGCUGAGAAAUCUAGACAGAAGAGAAAACUUGAUGAAAUGUAUGAUCAGUUGAGGAGCGAGUUUGAUUCAGUCAAACGUUCAGCUAUACAACCUGCAAACAACUUCUAUUCCAGACCUGAGCCUGAUCUAUUUUCUAACCCGUCCAACUUGAUGGAUAACCAAGAUACAUUAAGAAAAGAUCGAUUGGUUUUUACUCCUGAUACUCCAGGACCAAGGGAGGAUAUCUGGCCAGCAAGGCAAAACAGUUCCAACUCUGGAGGAGCCUUUGAUGUCUCAGCUAGCUCACCAGCUAGGCGAGCACCAGUCCCAACUGAUGCAGGAAACAGAAGGCCCGGUGGCCAUCCUCCCUUUGGAUCGGGAAAUUCUAACCCCUCCAUGACUCUCAGGAAUCUGGUUCUUUCUCCUAUAAAGCGGCCUCAGUUAUCACGUAACCGCCCUCAGCUUUUCACGAUGUGAUCAGAAGUAAACUCAUUAUCUUGCUGCUGCUAAACAUGCCCACAGAAGUCUUGAGCUACAUUUUGGAUUAUAUUUUCUAUAGAAGUAGAGCCUCUUCUGGCUGCUUAGCACAAUGAUCAAUUCUUUUGAAGAAGUUUGCAACACGACUGAUGUUACAGAAGCAUUAGCUGGUUCAAGCUCUCUCACUUUCCGAAAUACAUCUUAAUGCAACAGAACUAUAGAAUUUAUUAGUAUCGGCAUUUUAUACGUCAAAUUGUACAAAAAUACACACAAAAUAGCAGUGGUAGGACUGGUAGCAAAAUUUUCAUCUGUAGCUGCAUAGUCAAAGGCUACGUUGACCUUUCCCUUUGUCCGGUGUGAACGAGGGGACGUUUUAUAUUUGUUGAUUGUUCAUUCACUUGCAAGGUCCAUGAGUCUUUUUUUUUUUUUUUUUUUUUUGGUUGUUGGCAAGCGAUGGACAAACUUCAUUGGAAAUAUGUUCGUCUGAUUAGGGAAAUGAUGCAAAGAAUGGUACGUUGUGAAUUGAUCUGUGACUAAAUUUUAUAAUUUUCCAAUGUUUCCUUACUAGUGAUUGGUAUCAUUUUCUGAAGGUCAUUCAGUUUAUGAUGAUUGAUUAAACGUAUAUUCUGAAAUAUUGCUUCAGGAGGCAAUUGUUAGAAUAGAUGGAUAUUUUUAUUUACCUACGUAAUUUGAAUGUAUAAAAGCUUGCUAGACUCCUAAAUCCUAAACUAACAAGAAGCUAAGACAAUGCAAUGUUAGAGUGUAUAUUUGUCAAUAUCAUCGCCUUGGAUGGACUUCAAUCAUAUUCCUGUGCGAAUAAAAAAAUAAAACAUAAAAAGGAACUUCCUCAUAGUAUGGUGAUUCCAUUCAUAGCAAAUCAGCAACCAAAAUUGCAGGCAAGGCCAGCUAAAAAUCUAGUUACUGUUAUUUCUUUGCUGAACUUCUCAAGUUCUUCUGACCCGGCAGAAUUUCAUUUCAGGAUGUACUUCUGCUUUUGUCAUUGCUCUGAUCCUUAGAAGAGUUAGAACCAUGCUUUCCUGCACUUGUUGAGCACAAAUGCUUUGGAGGCAUUUCGCCUGACAUAGACUGAGAUUACAAGAAUCUUUCAAGUUGAACAGAACUAUCUUUUAUACUUCUUAUUAACAUCCCCAAAUACUCUUUGAAAGUGUAAAAGUUUGGUUUUGUUUCUGAGCAUGACAGAUUUAGGUAAUCGAUGCUUAGUUCAGCUGUCCCUUAUCUUGUCAUGAAGAGCCAGCUCAUCCUUCUGUAUCAAACCAACUGCUUGCGAGACUCAAAUGUCUGUUUGAAUAGUGGACACCUGAAGUAGAUAUCACUUGUCCUUUACACCAGUACAUUUAGACUAGCAUAAUCUUUAGUUAGAUUUGGACUGUUCCGUGAAGAGAAAUACGUAGCAUAUUGAACCAAUAUGUUCCCUGUAAACUUCAUGUAUAAAUCCUGAAGUAAAGAGAACCAACAGAUGAUUUACACCAGCAGAGUCAGAAUUGCCGUAUUUAGAUCAAGGGCAGAAAU